Molecule: messenger RNA, 2583 nt
Organism: Camelus dromedarius (Arabian camel)
Lineage: Eukaryota; Metazoa; Chordata; Mammalia; Artiodactyla; Camelidae
Gene: HES7
Product: hes family bHLH transcription factor 7
Exons: 4
Coding region: 917-1585 (222 amino acids)
Biological process (GO): anterior/posterior pattern specification; regulation of neurogenesis; regulation of transcription by RNA polymerase II
Cellular component (GO): nucleus
Molecular function (GO): DNA-binding transcription factor activity, RNA polymerase II-specific; RNA polymerase II cis-regulatory region sequence-specific DNA binding; protein dimerization activity
Source: RefSeq, a predicted model, not a curated record
CUGGCAGCCAUGUGCCUGACUCUCCAAUAAUUAGUUUUGAAUUAGAUACUUCUAGGUGGAAAAAUCUCUCCACCUCCUACCCGUACUUCAAGGCCUUGCUUCCCCUUCCCUGAGGCUUCCUUCGCCUCAGUCCAGCCAUCUCUCAGGAUGACCCUUUCCCUCAGCACCUACUUCACUGUGCUUCUAAAAUAGCUAGUUGAUAACACAUCUUUCCCACUAGAUCCUGCAGGGACAAGUUAGGCCUCCAGUGCUUAUCUGAGUAUGAAAAUCACAGCCUAGACCAGUGCCCAGUACACACAAUUGGACAUGUAGAUGUUGGGGGAAUCGAAUGUGGCUGACUUAGAUCGAAAAAAGCUUCUCUCCCACCUCCAGACAAAGUCCCAGUUGAAUUAGGUGGAUCCAGCUGGCACAAUCAGGUGGCAUGCUAUCCCAAGUAGGAGGUGAAUUUUGGGGAAAGGUGUAUAGGAUCCAGCCUGGUGGCUUAGGGGUGCUAACUUUUAUUUCAGGAUUAGUGGAGAUACAAUGACCUCCCAAGAAAACUGAGACAGUGAAUGGGGGAAACUCUGAAUUUCACUCCUGUGUUCUAUCCCCAAACUACUCAAACUCCCUCUCCCACUAAUAACCUCCUCCCCUCAGCUGGGUCCCGCCUCUUUAUACAGCCUUAUGGUCCUUAAACCAGCCGGUGCUGCACUGGCCCCUCAUUUCCCACACUCCCAGGCCAGUUCCACUCCUUCCCCUCCUUCUUGUGCUCCUCCCCUUUCCGGGCGCCUCGUGCCCUGGGUCGAGCGGGCGGGAUCGGAUGCCGAAGGGGCGGGUCCGGGUUCUACCCCCUGCCCGCUACCACCACUCUGGGGUCUGCGAGAUAUAAGGCGCAAGGCAAGCAGGGACUCGGUCCACAUCAGGGUCCGGAGGAGCGAUGGUCACCCGGGAUCGAGCAGAGAAUAGGGAUGGCCCCAAGAUGCUGAAGCCGCUUGUGGAGAAGCGGCGCCGGGACCGCAUCAACCGCAGCCUGGAAGAGCUGAGGCUGCUGCUGCUGGAGCGGACCCGGGACCAGAACCUCCGGAACCCGAAGCUGGAGAAAGCAGAGAUACUGGAGUUCGCCGUGGGCUACUUGAGGGAGCGAAGCCGGGUGGAGCCCCCGGGGGUUCCCCGGUCCCCAGCCCAGGACGCCGAGGCGCUCGCCAGCUGCUACCUGUCCGGCUUCCGCGAGUGCCUGCUUCGCCUGGCGGCCUUCGCGCACGACGCUAGCCCAGCCGCCCGCGCCCAGCUCUUCUCCGCGCUGCACGGCUACCUGCGCCCCAAGCUGCCCCGGCCGGAACCGGUAGAUCCGAGGCCCCAAGCGCCGCGCCCACCGCUGGACCCCGCCGCCCCGGCGCCUGGCCCUGCGCUGCACCAGCGCCCCCCAGUGCACCAGGGCCCCCCUAGCCCGCGCUGCGCAUGGUCCCCGUCCCCCUGCUCCCCCCGCGCCGGGGAUUCCGGCGCACCGGCCCCUCUCACUGGACUACUGCCGCCGUCUCACAGACAAGACGGGGCGCCCAAGGCCCCGCCGCUCCCGCCGCCCGCUUUCUGGAGACCUUGGCCCUGAGCUUUGGGGGCGGAUGGGGGUAGGGGCUGGGGGAGGGAGGUAGAGACUCCAGCCCGAGGGCAGCAGAGGGACCCGGGCGUCGGGGUGAGGAGGUGUUGGGGAGGGCGGCGGGGCGCGCGGGCGCAGCGCGCGGGUGAGAUGUGGUCUAUAUUAGAGUAUCUAUAUAAAUAUAUAUUUCCCUGGUUCCUGUCCCUUCUCCCUGCCCACCUUGUGUCUAGGAUUGUACCCUCUGCUCCCGGCCCAGCCCCAGUCCCUUCCCGAGUCCCUAGUGCAUGGAAUAAAGUGGUUAUUAAAUCCCGGUGUGUCCCCGAGCCAGGGGCCUGCCUUUAUCUCGGCGUCCACGCCCACUUUCCCUCACCUUCUGUCUUCCGCCCCCCAGUCCUGCUCUCCUUCGCCCAAGCUCCGGGGCAGACAGGUAAGUAAAGAAGAGAGCAGAGCGGAGGCUGAGGUCGGGACUGCAACUAGAUGGAAAACAGAUAGGGUAGGGGGAGAAUGGAUGGGAACCUUUGAGAAAAAGCCAGAUAAAGAGGAAAGGAUAAAAGAAAAGGAAAUAAAACCGACUCUGGUGGGAUUCGAACCCACAACCUUUGAAUCGCUCUUUCGUCACUAGAAGUCCAAUGCGCUAUCCAUUGCGCCACAGAGCCACCUGGUGGGCAGUGGCGUCUGACGGCUUACGGGUACUAGAAUGGGAAAGGGGCGGGGGGAGGGGAGGGAUGAGAGGGAAUUGGGCGGGGCGUGACAGGCGCGCGUGGUUUGGACUUCAGAGGCCUGCCUGGGAGAGGUAGCGUGUGCAAAGCUCGAGAACCAGGUGGGAGUGCGGGCAUGCAAGGGUGGAAGAAACAGGGAGAGAGCAACUGAAUAUGAAUGAGCGAGCGAGUACAGAGCUCCGGCUGCCCGCUUGGGGGAUGCUUCCAGUCCAGGCUCACCCCACUCCCAGAUGUGGCCCCACCCAUCAAAAUAAACUUGUUUUGUUUGCAAAUUUCUGAGUGUCUGUUUCC